UAAAUAAAGUCAGUUGUUCAGAGAAAUUCAUAAAGAUACAGUGAAUGUAUCAAGUUGAAUAAACGUAUGGCACCCAGUUUGAAAUGUGGGAAAAACAAUUGCUUACGAUAUUGGUGGUUUCAGUUGUAUCAUAUGGAAUAAAGGCAUUGGAUUUACAUGAUCGGGUUCAACCCUCAGAAAUAGUUGAGAGUGAUAAAGUGACUAAAAAAUUUGAUAUCACUGGGAACGUGCCAUCUGAUGCGAUACGGGUGCAUCAUGGUGAUUCAGUUACAGCCAAAGACGGUGUUCCGAGCAUUGUUCGAUCAUGCAAAGCAUUCCCAUUGGGAUCAUCAGCAUUUCUGUUGCGAUGGGAACCACCACAGCAUUCAAAUGCAUCUUUAAUUGGUUACAAAGUCUCUUAUAGAGAAGAAAACGACACAGACGAACAUGCACGUGAGCCACAAAUUCAAGAUCCGUAUGCUACUCAAACAAAAUUGACUGGAUUGAAACCGAAUACCAGAUAUCGUGUGUUUAUUGGUGCGUAUACCGGAAAUGGCGACGGAGAAAGAUGUGAACUCAGAGGACAAACCAAGCCACCCGGAAUGAAGAAGCCAGAUCAACCGACGUUCACAUUCGAACUCUUACCAUUGGAAACCGAUUUUUUAAGAGUUAAAGUCAUUUGGCUGCCGAAUGUCGAUGGCAAUCCGGGAACAGAUUUCUAUGUAAAAUAUCGAUUGAAAGGUGUUACAGAAUGGCAUCACACAAAUCCUAUUCUCAAGGAUGACUUCUCCGUUAUUGAAUGCCUUUCGCCAAAGGAAACGUAUGAGAUGAUUGUAGUAUCGCUAGAAGGUCAUUUCGAAGCCGAAAGUGACAUUCAGAAAGUUACACGGGCCUUAGAAAAUCCAACACACAGCUUAUUCAUAGACAGAUAUGUCAUCAUUGGUGCUACAGCAGUUGUGUUGUGUUUGAUUCUCGGAUUUUCUGCAUUCAUGCUAUUCACACAUAAGAAAGGCAAAUGUAGAAGGUUUAGAAGACCAACAAAAAGAACACUUCACCCUGGUUUGGAACCAAAUUUAUCAAAACUCGACGUUUGGUAUGAUGAUGGUUUCACCAGAAUUGGGAAUAACUAUGAGAUACAAAAUCGACAUGAACGCAAUUUGUCAAGUGAACAAAAGCUUAAUUCAAUGUAUUGCCUUACAAAGUUUGAAGAAGGCAAUAUUGGCGGUAUCAAUCCAGAGUUGACAUUGGAUGAGCAAGCCGAUUUGCUUCCAUAUGAUCAGAAAUUUGAAUUUCCCAAAGAAAAACUACAACUUGGACAUCAAUUGGGAAUGGGAGCAUUUGGUGUUGUUUUCAAAGCAACAGCCAAAGGCAUCGUAUCGUAUGAAGAAGAAACAACGGUUGCUGUUAAAAUGCUCAAAAGUAUUGCUAGCGAUGAGGUACUGCGUGCAUUAGCUUUGGAAUUGAAGAUUCUGGUGCAUUUAGGGCGACAUUUGAAUGUAGUCAAUUUGCUCGGAGCUAUUACCAAAAAUAUUUCACAACGUGAACUAAUGCUAAUCGUUGAGUAUUGUCCAUUUGGGAAUCUGCAGAACUUUUUGGUUAAAAAUCGUAAGCACUUUGUCGAUCAACUCAAUCGUAAUGAGGAUAGAAUCGAUGCAAAAAUAACAGAACGAACGGAUAAAAAUGUUUAUGUAUAUUGUCAUAGCACCCCAGCAGAAAGAUUAACUACAACAACCGAUUUGCUGUGUUGGUCAUUCCAAAUUGCACGUGGAAUGCAUUAUUUAGCCUCUCGCAAAGUCCUGCACGGGGAUUUGGCAGCGCGAAAUAUUUUGUUGUGCGAUAAUAAUGUGGUGAAAAUCUGUGACUUUGGUUUGGCGCGGUCAAUGUACAAAACUGGCGUUUAUCACAUAAGUUCAGCGCGUGCAUUACCGUUCAAGUGGCUCGCUCUUGAGUCAAUUAGCGAUCAAGUGUUUAGCACAUAUUCAGACGUUUGGAGCUUUGGAAUCGUAUUGUGGGAAAUAUUUUCACUUGGUGCAACACCUUAUCCGGGGAUGAAUGCAGGCACCGACUUAUUUCAGAAAUUAAAAGAGGGAUAUCGAUUGGAAAAGCCAGAAUAUGCAAGUCGAGACAUAUAUGAUAUUAUGCUAUCCUGUUGGCAGCUAAUUCCGAAAUCACGUCCACUGUUCGAUAAGCUGGAAGAGGAAAUUACAAAAAUGAUGGAUAGAAGUGUAUCCGAGCAUUAUAUAAUUAUGAAUGAACCGUAUCUUGAAGUGAAUGUGAACCGUUUUAGUUCGGGUCAAACGGAUUAUUUUGCUCUGUUAGGCAGCCCUGAUUGUCAAUCGCCUUCAAAACCGAAAACAAGUCAUCAGACUCUAAAUUUUCAAACAUGUACAGCUCAAGCUUACUCAAAAUCAAGAAGUCCAAAUACGAUGGAAGUCAGUCAUAGCAGUGAUAUUGAUUAAAUUUCAUAAAUAAAUCUUUAAAUUUAUGACAAAA
Messenger RNA from Sitodiplosis mosellana (orange wheat blossom midge), 2472 nucleotides. Its product is annotated as vascular endothelial growth factor receptor 3-like. The transcript has 10 exons. Gene Ontology annotation, cellular component: signaling receptor complex. The record is from RefSeq and is a predicted model, not a curated record. Gene Ontology annotation, molecular function: transmembrane receptor protein tyrosine kinase activity; ATP binding; protein binding. Gene Ontology annotation, biological process: protein phosphorylation; cell surface receptor protein tyrosine kinase signaling pathway; multicellular organism development. NCBI's taxonomy places the organism in Eukaryota, Metazoa, Arthropoda, Insecta, Diptera, Cecidomyiidae. Bases 84 to 2438 code for a protein of 784 amino acids.